Molecule: messenger RNA, 10842 nt
Organism: Chilo suppressalis (striped riceborer)
Lineage: Eukaryota; Metazoa; Arthropoda; Insecta; Lepidoptera; Crambidae
Source: the annotation of a GenBank genome assembly
UAAAUACUAUCCCCCGCCGCCUUGAAGAAUAUUUGAAAGAUCUCAUUUACUUUACCGCACUUUAUAAGUUUAUUAAAGCUACAAUUGGAAAUAUUUAAUACGAAUCGAAUAGACUUGAAGGUGUGGCUUAAAAGACUUGUAUCCGAACCAUAAAUAUUGGAAAAAAAACUGUUUGACAGUGACAAUAUAAUGUCAACCGUCAAUAAAAGUUUUGUGGGGUUUCACCGAAUCGUUUCGAGUUUUGUUUAUCAAAAAUUAUCUUAAAAAUCGGGUAGUUUGAUAAACACUUCCUGUACAGAAAUUAAAUAAGAACCCCCUUUAUUCUUAGAUUCGACAUCGAAGAAUACUGACUAUUCUUAGUUAAAGAAAGUUUGAAACAUAAAUAUUGCCAUUUAAGUUACGUUAUAUAUUUUACUGUGAAACUUGUUGAAGAUUUCUCAUUAGAAAUGGAUGAACCCGAGACAAAAACUUGUUCAAAUUGCAAACGUGAGAUUCCAGCAGUGAACUUCACCAUCCAUACAGUCCACUGCGCGCGGAAUAUCAAAGUAUGCCCCGUCUGCAAGGAGCCCGUGCCGCUCGCCGACUUGGCUGACCACCAUGAAACGAUGCAUAAGCUAUUGCCCUGCAAGAAAUGUGGCGAGCAGGUGUGCGGGACAGACCUGGAGGAUCACAUCCGCGAUUCUUGCGCUCACACCAUCCAGACCUGCAAGUUUUGCGAGUUGGAGCUCCCACGUCGCGAUCUGCCUCUACACGAAGGCUACUGCGGCGUGCGCACGGAGCAGUGCGAUCAGUGCCGCGAGUGGGUCAUGAUCAAGUACCGCCAGCUGCAUCUGGACUCUAACCACGGCUUCCUGCGGCUGGACGACGAUCCUCCCCCGCCGAAGAAAGAGGUCGCCAAAGUGGCACGGCUACCUAAACAUUCCAACAUAACUGCAGCUUCCACCAGCCAAGUGUCAUCCAACGGUCCCAUUGGUACAUCGAACGGAACCACUGCCGGGCCUUCAACAAGCAACGCUCCCAGAACUAUAAUAAACAGGUUCAGCGAAAAUGACGACAGAGAGAAAGGGACAAAAGAAGUAGACGAGCAGGAUGAAUCAACGCGUAUUUGGAGGCAACGGGCGUUCCUGGAGACUUCUAGACAAGUCAAACUGCCCAAAAGAACCAAUGAUCAGCCCCAGAUUAACACCAAUACGGAGGAGAAGCCUAAGAAUACGACGAAGAAAUUAAUCAACAAGAAGCGGCAGGCGCCUCCGCCCCCCUCACCGGAGCCCCGACGCGACCUGCCAUACUACAGCGCCAUGCAGCGGAAACAAGACGAAGAACAACUACGCAGGGAACAGACCGCAUACAACUUGGCACGAGGUCUGCCGCCGGUGUUGAGUCCGGCCGCCAAGCUGGAGCGACUCCGCAAGAUGGACAGACUCGCCAACUGGGACACGGAGCCGGGGCCCAGUCGACCACAACCACAGAGCAACAACGACACAGAACAAAGAUGGAACCCGGAAGAGUUACGGAACCUUAAGCCGAUGACUCCGGAACAAUUCGAGCGUCGGUUCAACGCCCUCCGGCUAGCUUCCGAUUCUGGAGGGGCAAGCGGGGCCAGUGGGUCUAGUAGCGGAACCAGUGGGAACGGUAGCGGGGCGAAUAAGAAUAUUAAUGUUGCCAAUAAGAAUAAUAUUGGGGCCAGUAGAAAUAACAGUGGGGCCAAUGGUAACGAUAUGAGGACCAAUGGGAAUGACGGGGCGGCCAGCAGGAAUAACUGGAGCGCCAAUGGGAGAGCAGAUCGGCAAGCUGCUGGGGACAGAUUUAAUGAGAUCAAGUCAUCGCUACGAGAGUUGAGAAGGGGACUCAAUGAGGUCACUGCCCCCUACAACUCUACCCCUGUCAAUAAGGAAGUCGAUCGUCAGCGCUCGCGCGGGCAGGAAAGGCGGCGCGCGGGGGAAAGAGACGGACAUGUGGAGGGAGCGAGAGGGGACGAUGACGCGCCCGCCUCUGGGGAGGAGGUGCGCCUGCCCUGCGAGUUCUGCGGGGGGCUGCAGGUGCUGCAGGAGCUGGUGCUGCAUCAGACUGGGUGUCGGCCGGAUCUGGCUCAACUGAGGACAGCCACUGGCGGGGCUAUGAGUGGGGGGGGCAGACCGACGAGGGUGCUUCACCAUACCCCCUCCCCGCAGCCGGAUUAUGAUGAUGAGCCCCCGGUCAUACCCUGCGAGUUCUGCACUGAGUCUCUGCCGCUAUAUCUUAUAAGCGAACACCAGGAGCGUUGCAGGCGAGAUGCGAGUCCUCUUUACGUGGACUAAACGUAAGUGUUCUAACGUCCACAGUUUGGAUUUGGAGAUUAAGAAAAUUAAGCACGGUUCACAGGGGCCAGAUAUAUGAUGGGUGAUCGAUCCUUGAAUGGCAUAAGGCGGUCGAGAUUUCAGCGUCUGCGCAUGUUCAACUCUUUAUUGAAUAGAUUAAUUGUUUCAUAGGCUAUAAUAAGUAUGUUAGGAUAAUUGAUUCGUGAUUUAUCGCGAUAGAAAAAGGAAUUUAAUAUUAGAUUUUCAGCGUUAUUUUUUAAAAGAGACGUCACAAUUUUUAAAAGUAAAUAUAAGUACUGCAAUAUAAACCGCAUCACUUUGAAUAACUAUUGUAUUAUCACUCUUUGGUUAGUAAACCAUCACCUCUAAAUGUUCAUCACAUAUUUUGCAAUCUAGUCUGUAACAUGAUCUUAUUUAUCUAUUUCAGUAGAUUUUAAUUUUCGUCUCCAAGUGUGUAAAAUGUUCAUAAAAUCGCGCAUAGAUUUUUUUUUUUUCACGUAUUUUUUUUAUUGCGUAUGUGCAUUUAUAAUGCAUUUAUUGAACAAACGAUAUGCCAUCGCUUCAAAAUAAAUUGAAAUAUUUACGUUUCAUUGAAGUAUUUAAAAUUUAGAUGUUCGCAUGAAAAUCUGAAAAGUCUUUUUAAAUGCUUAACGUAAUAAUACAAUUAAAUUUGUCUGUCUUUAAAUGAAAUAGAUCAUGCUUAACAAUAAAGAUGCGAAUCUAACUUGCUGUCUACCUGUAUGCUUUCUCGCCUAAACCGAUUUUGACGAAUUUUGGCAUAAAAAUAGAGGAGACAGGGUACUUAUUGUCGUGAAAAUUAUAUAGUAUGUAGUAAUCAUUAAUCAACUCGGACGAAGCCGCGAGUGUACACUAUAUUCAGAUAUCUUUUAACAAAUAACCAACACGAAUGAACUGAAUCGACUCGUGUAAUUAUUUUACUGAUGUUACCCACGCUAUAUUGAUCUAGAUACAAUGAAAAACUUCAUAUAAAAGCGAAGAUAAUAUUUUUUAUUUUAAUUCUGUUAAAAAGCCCUACUACUGAUAAAAAUUCAUUAUAUAUCAGUCGAACGUUCACUGUACAUUUCCUACAUACAUACUUUUAAAACUUGUUCACAUUAUAUCAAUAACACCGGCACACAAAAAGAAUAUUGUCUGUACACUGGGCGCCACCUAUCUACGGGUAUUUUUUUCGACCCGCUGAAUACGUAUUUCAAGUCAGUUUAGGCCGUCCAGCCUUCAAUUUCGAUCAAAUUGCAAAAAAUCCCAAAAAAAUUUAAUUCGAUUUUAUGGCAAGAAAAAAAUUUUUGAGAUCUAAGGCAAGCAUAAUUCUCAUGUAUUUUGAUCUGUUAUAUACUAUUUUCGAUCGUACUUUAAUCAUAAACCGUUUUAUAUCUAAAAAAAUUGUAAAAAAUCAUCAAAAAUUGCAAAAAUCGAAGCAAAUUGGGAUUAUCUUGCUAUAAAAACUUUUUGGACCCGGAUUGACGAAGAUUUUCGUGUAAUUGUGACGGCCUAAACUGACUUGAAAUUCAUAUUGAGCGGGGCGAAAAACAUGCUCGUAGAUAGGUGGCGCCCGGUGUACAGACAUUUUUUUUGUGUGCCGGUGUAAUUAAGUACUUGUUCACUAAAAAUACGAAGUUCAAUGAAACAGAGAUAUCAUUUCGUUAGACCACGCGAGUUUUUAUACAGCCAACGACUCGUUAGUUACAAUAUACGUGUCGAUUCCGGCGUGAUUCUUUAAACUUAAAACAAAAUUUAACAUCAGUCUCUCCUUUUCAUUCUAUAUAGAGAAUGCCAAGGAUACACUGUUGUCAAAUUUAAGUUUAGGUUUAGAGAAUCAUGCCAGAAUCGACACCUUAACAAAGUAGUACCUUUAUUAUGUUACAGUUUCAGUUACAUUUGUAUUUGAUACAUUAGAACAUCAUAACAUCCAGCUAGGAUACAUUUAUAAAAUUCCAUUUUUUCAACUUACGACUCAUCCAUUCAAAAUCUGGUAUGGAUGAGAAGUUUUUACACCAACCGCAAUUACUGUAGGUGUAAAAAAAUAAUGUGGGUGUACAAACUAUUCUUCGUAUUACAGACUAUACUUCAUAUAAAUAUGUAACUGAUUGUAUAAUUGCUUUUAAAAUAUUUCACAAAGGGUUCAUUCAUACAGGUAUUUUGAAUUUCCUUAAUUUUGGAAAGGAAUGAAGUAGGUAGGUAAAAUUUUAAUACACGUUUUACAAAAUAAAUCUAAAAUGAUCUUUCUGUCUUUACGAAUAAGACAGAGAUAGAUGUUAUCAGAUCUUAUUGUUAUUGGAGUAAAGGAUAAAUAGUAUGUAAGUGAUUUGAAAACGCGUUCUAUACCUAAAACGCACAUAAUGUCAGUAGAUUAAGGUUGAAAAUUGAAUAUCAUCGCAAAAUAACAAUAAAAUAUUCAUUAGACAUAGGAUUUAUUGAAAAACUUAAGUGUAAUAAUUGUAGCUAAUUCAUUGAAAAUAUACCCAUAUUAAAAUGACAAGAUUAUCUCUACCACAUCUAACGCUCAAAUUACUUAUGAAAUUUCUUCUUAUUUUGAUUAUCUUUAAGGUUUUGUAUAACAUGUUAAAUAAAAAUAAUGAUUGUUUAUGUUUUUAUUUAUUUUUAAGCAUUUAACUGCUAGAUGUUUAAAUCUAAAGAAAAAUUUACUAGAAAAAAAUGGGGACCAGGCAGCGGAUGGGACACGAACCCGCACCCUUUGCAAUCCGGGCGAAUGCACUGCAUGUGCGUGCGUGUGGUCCGCGUGGAUUUUUUUCUAGUAAACUAUUCUAAUGAUUGUUUAGUUAAAAACAUACCAAAAAUAAUGUAGAGGUUUUAUUUAAUGUUCAAUGUAUAUGAUUUCAUUAUAACACUAUUAUGACGGAUUAAAAAGCGUCAAAAAUUAGGUAUUAUAUUAUAUUAAAAAUGCAAUGUUAUGAAAAUUUAAUAUAGUUUUAGUUUUAAACGACAUCUUAAAUUUUAAUAACAAACUUGAAAAUCCUUUUCAAGUGUUUUUGUAUAUUAUUUGACAUAUAUUUAUUUUUAUUAAUAAUAUUUGAGUAAAUUUUAACAUAAGUAAUUGUAUAAUUAAAAAUUACACGUUUGAUAGUGAAUUAUAUGAAAUACAGCACUGACUGCCAUUAUGUAUUUAAUAUUAGGUAAAUAGUAAACAAACAGUGGUGUCCAUUCUGGCUCGGUUCCCUAAACCUAAAAUUGCCAAUCGUGUAUCCUUGUGAUUUUUUUUACAGAAUGAAAAGGAGAGAAUGAUGUUAAAUUUGGUUUUAAGUUUUCGUGACAGAAUCGAUACUGUUUAAAGGUUGACUAAGAUAAUUUUAAGGUAUUAACUUGCUCAUUUCUACUAACAUUUCUAUAAACUUUCCUAGAAACGACAUAAAAUGAAAUAUCAAUGUUUUAUUCGACUGACAAAAAUGUUACUCUCUAAACAACUUUUUAAACUGUAUAAUAUGAAUAAAGAUAGUUGUAUACUGUUUAUUGGACACUUUUAUAUGAUUCGAGUUGAUUAUUGGCAAUAAAUAAAACCGUUUGAUGUGAACCCACCUUGAAAUUAGAAUAGGCUUGUGUCAACUAACAAUAAAUCGAAUGGGUUAAAGUUUAUAAAUAUGAAUUAUGAUAUACAGAUAACAAAAAAUAAAGUUAUUUAUCAUAAUAACGAAAGAUUAUUAUUAUUUUUAGAAAAUAAAUUCGAAUAAAAUGGGCAUUAGAUCACGUGACGGCAAACACCAAUCAGAAAGACUGACGUCACCACGUGCAAAACAUUACUUGUGGUUGCCGUUUCCAUACAUUUCAUUGAUUUCUCAUUCAUGUUAUUGUUACUUUGAUACAAUUUAUCAGUUUGUUUUCAGAUAAUUAUUGAAAGGAAGCCUAAUAUAUCCAUGGAAUUGGGAUUUACCGAAGCAAAUAAUAAUAUUUUAACCAAAACAAAAAUUAAUCGCAUAGCUACUCGAGAUAAUUAAGCAUAUCAUUUGGUAACUAGAACAAGAAUAAGAAGUGUUUAUUAUUAUCAAUAAAUAUACUGAACUCUCAAAUAGACUCUACAUCAUACCAUAAAACUAAAUCAACUUACCUAAAACCUCAACCUAUUGUUAUUGUUUCAUCAAUAUAAUGCAAUAUAAUUUAUCCGGCUUGUAUAACAUUUUGAUUUCAUAGAUUAUGUUAUGCAAAAUACUUACAUCAAAAUGUUCAUCACAAAAUUAUUCUUGUAUUUGUUGAUAAACAAUGAAUAGGUACCAUCCCUCCUUGUAAGUUCUAACCAUUUUUUCCUGGCAUAUAAAUAAUUUGCCUGGCAUUUUAUGUUUGUCCUAUUACACUAGGACAUUAUACAGUACUUGUAAUACGAUGGAUUCAUUUUUAACUAAAUAAUUUUAAUAGUCGGCGUACAGUGUAUUGUUUGCUUUGCACGGUGUGACGUCAUUCAAUACGCCAUGACAGUCUAGAGCGUUUUCGAGGGAAAUUUGAAUUAGUUUUUUAAAAUACAAAAUACAUAUUGCUAAUGUACUUUUUUAUUUAAAAUAAUAUUUUUUUUUGGGUUAAAUUAACAUCAAGGUAUACGAUUAACUACUUUUCAAAAUAUAGGCAACUAACCUAUUCUAUUCAUCACAAUUAUAUUGUUCGUAAUAUACUAAUAUAUGUUUUAAUACCUAUUAUAUAAUGUCAAGAGCCAAGCUUCUUGCUCACCGCUACACUCAGAGACAUUUUGUUACAUUAAUUUCUUUUUGGCAGUAAAGAAAAAUGUUUUCUCAAUUUUAAUCAAAUGUAAUAUUAAUUAUCGUCUCUAAGCAUGAGUUUCACCAACUUACUUUAACUGUUCAGAUAAGUACUGGAUAAGUAAAAAAUGGUUUGCACUAUAGUCAAAAUGAGGUCAUAUUCCGGCAGUGAUAAUAACUGUCCUCGAUGAGCUCGAUUGGUUAGCGCGUUCGGCUGCGAUCGUUGAAGUUAAGCAACUUUCGCAGUGGUCGGUCAUUGGAUGGGUGACCAAGAAUUCUCUACCUCGCGUUCCUCCGUGCUUCGGAAGGCCGGUUAAGCCGAUGGUCCCGGCUGCAUCUGCAGUCGUUAGCACCCGCCAAUCCGCACUGGGCCCGCGUGGUGGGUACUGGCCCAAUCUCCCUAUUCCAUCCUGGCCUGUGCCCGGCAGUGGGGAAAUUAAUAGUCAUUAAUAGUUUUUUGGUUUGUAUCUCUGCGUUUGCUUAAACGAUUUCGAAAUAUUAACAAAUGUAUAUUUGCGAAUUCAUUUCACCGACGAAGAUACUUUGUCAUGGCAAGGCUAGCGCUUCACAUGGCUAUUCGUCGCAAGAUUACUUUGUCAUUUUUUUUGACAAGUAUUUAUCCUUGUCAUGCUUUUUUUUAUUAACAAAUAGCAAAUACGAAUAGCGUAAUGUGAGAUGUGAAUGUGCCGAAAUAAACUUAAUUUAUUUGUGGUGGUGUGAAGCAUCUUUAAAAAAAACUUAAAGUAAAUUUAAUUAUAAUUAGAUAGUGUUAAGAGCGGACGCGAGCUGAGAGACAUUUGAGAAAUACUUAUUUGAAAAAACUAUUGCUGUCACGUAUCGGCAAAUAGCGUGCGAUAGGGACAACAGUAGUAGACGCUGAAAAUUGCAUAUAAACAUUGCAAAAUUUUAAGUUUGGCUCAUGACGAUUUCCUCCUCGAAAAUUAUAGAUUUAUGUAAAAUAAAUUUUACCCAUAGAAUAAUAAGUAGUUAUUCUAUGCCUCUAUGUUUGCAUUUUUUUGUAAAUGCUUAUUAAAUCUCCACAAUAGACGUCUUAAGUGGUGAUAACAAUGUAUUUGUAUUUGUCAUUAUUGAGGGCUUCUAGUUUAAUUGAAACACAAGUUAUCAGAAGAAGGAAGACAUAGGAGCACAGAAUGCAUAAAAUUAUAUUUUAUGUAUGAAAAUCAAUUCUUUAGUGAUUAAAAACAAGGAGAAAUCAGUCGAGAACGUUUGUAUGAAAGUAAAAACACUGCCCGCCUCCCCUCUUAAUAUACUUGACGGGCUUUUCACAAUAGGGGUGAUGACGGGGUACAGCAAACGAAAUCCUAUUAAGUCCGUCAGUUAGAUGUUCAAAAAAUAAUGGACACAUAUUUUUUCUUUGGGCAAUCAACCAAAAAAUGACAAAGUUAUAGCGCGUCAAAGUUUGGGAGUAAUGGCUCGUGACGUCACUUUUGAGUGAAAAUUGUACCAAAAAGUGACGUCAUGCGCCUUUCUAAAUCAAUAUAUCUCUGCAAUAUUUAUAUUACGUGAAAAAAGAAAAAAUACGUGUUCAAUACUUUUUGAUAAUCUACCAGAUAAACGAAGAAAAAAUAGUCAUCAUCCCUAUUGUACGUAAUAUUAAUGCAAUUAAUUACAAUUUAAACAAAAUUAUUGAUAUCAGGGAGAAAAUGUGAUUUUAGAAGCUAGUCGAGGCCUGUACUGGCCUAAAAGAAGACUUAACGUGUUAAAACAAUUUUAUACGUAUAAAUACUUAACCAAUAUGCGUUGAACGUCUUAUCCCAGCACUCGCAUAGCUAUGCGUAUUUGAUAUUUUCACAGCAGGUUUUCCUCAUCAUACUCUGCUUAAUGACAAGGAGGGCCUGUUGUCAAGAUUACAAAUAGCGAAUACGAGUAACCAUGUAGAAUGCCGGAGUUUCUUACAUGUUUUAUGUUGGUAGGUGGUCACAUAUAUUUGUUAAUAGAUGGCGCCACUGACGCUUAUGCGACGAGUCUGUGCAGAAAGAGAAUGGGAUUUAGAUUGGAGGGCGCUGUAGUGUUUUUCUAUCGUAGUUGUAAGGUUUUACCCCUUUUAGAUGUGAUUAAAUACAAAAAACCGCAAGGAAUCACAACAAACGAAUCCGUAUCAACACAAAACUUUGACGUUUUGCAGAUUGCUGGGUUUGAUUGCCAAAUAAAAAUCUUAAUGUUAGUUCCGUUUUUCGCCACGCCCAUUCUCUUUCCGCACAGACUCUACAGUUUAUCGUCUUUUUAUGUAAACAACGAAGAGGUAAUAUUAAGUUUCUGUAAGCCAAAGCAGUAAUUGAUUUGAUACUUCAUAAAUAUUCUUUGUCCUGUCGGUCUGUCAGCAGCGCUAUCUACAACUAGAGCUUAGGACCGCCCCGUCGGCGUCGAUAUGUCUCUGGAGUAAUAUAAUAAGCUGUUUGUUUUUAUCUCAAAAUAUAUAAUUAAACUGUUUAUGGCUAUUUUAUGUUUUUAUGUUGUAUUCACUAAUAUAAAAUAUUGAAAAAUGAUAGUGUGUAAGCAUUUCUACAGAAUGUAUUGUUAGUGUCUUGGGUAUCGAGAGAGUUUGAAACCACACCUAUGUUCAGUACAGUUAACAGUAGAUAGAGUCUGUGCGGAAAGAGAAUGGGAUUUAGAUUGGAGGGCGCUGUAGUGCUUUUCUACAGUAUUUGUAAGGUUUUACCCCUUUUAGACAAUUAAAUACAAAAAACCGCAAGAAAUCACAACAACAAACAAAUCCGUAUCAAUACAAAACUUUGAUGUUUUACAGAUUGCUGGGUUUGAUUGUCAAAUAAAAAUUUUAUGUUAGUUCCGUUUUUCGCCACGCCCAUUCUCUUACCGCACAGACUACAUCCGGUGAUGCUAAAAUGAUCAAAUUUGUGCAUGGGUUUUCAACUUUACGCCUAUGGAAAGAAAGUUGAAACUUUUUAUAAUUUGUCGUAACAUGAUUUACUGUUAUUUGUACUACGGACAUGGAUUUCUAGCACGCGUUUAUUUAAGAUAAGGGAUUAACAGGAAUAUUAAUAGUAUGUAUAACAUUUUGUUAAUAUUCUCAAAAUUGUAGGUUUUAGGUGAAAUAGUCAGGUCAGUUUUGGCUCCCAAUAGAAACACGUGUGUGGGUAAUCAGUAGGAUCAAGGAACUUAAAUAUGACAACACCCUUAGCACGAACUGUCAUUGUCAAAUUUUGUAUGGAAACUUGAACAGCAGCGCCACAAAAGACGCAAGCAGAACUAAAAAUCAGUACACAUUUGACAAUGACAUUUCGAACUCGCAAACGAUACGAAUUCGAUAUUGGUUCGUGCUAGGGGUACAGUAAUAUUUUACGAACAUUAAGCCGAGUUUUAGCAUGUUGAAACUGGUUUAUAAUUACAUAUUAUUAAAAUUGACACACCUUCAAACAUCGUGGCUGUUCGUACGGGUUGUCUAGACACGUGUUCGCUCUUCACAAUAAUAUAUACACAAUAAUGUAAGAUUUUGCAUUACUCGAAGCAAUUAAAAAACGAAUCUAAAAUGGCGACUCAAAAUAUUCUGUCCCAUUCGCACAUCCUGUAAGGAAUCAUGUGUUUUGUAUAUUGGUAAGAGUUAUAUAGAAAGAUUUUAAUAUUUAGGUAAGCCUUCUUCACUAAGGUCUAUGAGAAACCCAUAUUAUUAAUGUGUCAAGAAAAUUGUUAAUAUAAUUUUAAUUGAAUAUUUGUUUGUGUAUUAUACGUAAUUUUUAGAUUAUUGAAAAACGACUGCUGUGUCGAUGUUAUCAUUGAUGUGAACUCUUGUGAUAAACUAAUGCCAUGUGCCAAUUUUACUGAAAUAUAUCAAAAUCUUCUAUACGUAA